Colossoma macropomum (tambaqui) is the source of this 3771-nucleotide messenger RNA. RefSeq names its product HEAT repeat containing 3 (gene heatr3). The transcript has 15 exons. Gene Ontology annotation, biological process: protein import into nucleus; ribosomal large subunit biogenesis. The record is from RefSeq and is a predicted model, not a curated record. Bases 103 to 2154 code for a protein of 683 amino acids. Lineage: Eukaryota; Metazoa; Chordata; Actinopteri; Characiformes; Serrasalmidae.
GGCACGUUGCUAUGGUUUUGGGAAGGUGGCCAACGUCCACAUGGCAGUGAAAGCAGUUCGUCUAAGUCACGUUUCACUCUGAACGCCUUGAAACAGCGCACAAUGGGAAAGACCAAGAAUACCAGAUUCAAACGGCCGCAGUUCACGCCGGAUGGGCUCUCCGUAGGCGCCGUUAAGGACGCUGUGGAGGCGGAGGCGGAGGCGGAGGAAUCUCCGGCUGUGGAUUUUUUGGAAAAGUUGCAGAGUCCAUGUUCAGACAUACGUGAGUAUGCAUGUGCGAGUAUCUCGCGUGUUGUGCAGCAGAGCCAGACCAUCCCAGGUUUCCUGCAGAGGGAUGCAGUGAGGAGGUUGGGACCACUACUGCUGGACAGCAGCCUUGCAGUCAGAGAGACUGCUACAGGGGCACUCAGAAAUCUGAGUGCGUGUGGAGGUCCGGAUGUGUGUGAAGACAUGGUGCGACAGGAUGUCCUCACUCCUCUGACUGCCCUACUGAAGGAGUGCUCUUUAGGGUUCCAGGUGAAUUCCAGCCCAGUGAAAAAGGAAGAGAAGCACACAGUGGAAGAUGUGGCAAAUGAGGCUGUGAACUUACUCUGGAACCUCUGUGAGAGCAGCAGUACAGCAGUGUCAGUGUUUAACAGAGCCAGGCUUCUGGAUGCUCUGCUGCCAUGCCUCGAGAGACAUCCACACAACAUCCAGCUCGCUUUAUCAGCAGCCCACUGCCUGCACACAGUGACAGAGGAGAACUCAGAGCUGACUGGAAGUGUAAAUGAAGCAGUUUUGGCUGCUCUGGAAAACGUGCUGCUCUCCACACAGUCCAGCAUGGAACACGUUCUCCUGCGCACAUUGGCUGCAGGAUCAGUGUGGAACCUGAAGGGCUGUUUCUCCUCCACACGUCAGGCUGAAGCCUUGACCGCAGUGGUGGCCACUCUAGCCCACUGCCUCAGUCUAGAUGCUGGAGCAGUGGUCCCUGGGCUGUGGCAGGCCCAGGCAGCCCGGCUCUCUAACAACAGCACAGCAGAGCCAGCUUCAGCACAUACAGAGGAGCAGCCAGCAGGGGGUGCUGGGGAGGAAGAGGAAGAGAUGGAGGAAGGAGAUGGAGAAGUGAAGAUGAACGGAGGAAAGAGGAAUGGAAAAAAGGCAAAGAUGGAUAAAGAUAUCUCAGACUUUUUGCCUAGGGACAGACUGGAGUUGAGGGAGGCCAUAGCACUGCUGACAGCACAGCAAACAUCACUGGAGAUCAUUGUCAACAUGUGCUGUUCAGAUGACCCCUCUGAUGAUGAAUGGGAGGAGAUGUCGAGCAGUGAUGAGAGUGAGAUGUUUGCUGAAGACGGGAACAACAGUGUGCUCUCACCUCUCUGCCUUUCUGCUGAGCUACACACAACACUGCUCAACCACAGCGUGCCCCAGCAGGUCCUGAAGAAGGCAGAGUUUCCCAGCCGUGUUGCGCUUGAGAUCUGCAACAAAGACCCAGCGUGGAGAUGCCUCAUCAAAAAAAUGCAGCGGGUGCAGUGCCGGGCAUUAACGUGUCUUCAUAACAUCCUGUCUGUGAUGGAUCCGGAGUGUCUGGGUGGGGCUGAUGGGCUUCAGGUCGUCGCCCAGCAUCUAUCCUCUCUGGUCUUUGGCUCAGAAGAGGUCAUGAAGGAUGACGAGUUCUUGGAGGCAGUGACCAGUGCCAUGCGCUCUCUGCUACAAAUAAUGGCUUCCAAAAACAUCCCUCAGUGUAUGAGCCCUCAGCAGCUGAUGAGUGUGUGUGAGGCAGCAACACAGUGUGAUCUAAUCAGUGUAAGAGUGAACGCUCUGGCCAUUCUGGGCAUCACAGGAAGCACACUGGCCAAAGAGAAAGGCUCUGUUGACACACUGCAGCUGAUAGGGAAUGCAUUAUUGAAUGUAGCAUCUAAGGACUCCAACCUGGUGGUUUGUGGAGAGGCACUGGACGCUCUCUUUGAUGUUUUCGCUGAUGGAGAGGAGGCAGAAAGAGCCGCACAGAACAUCAGCCUGUUCUCAGCUCUCAAAGCACUACAGCCUGUGUUCAAAGCCAAGAUCCGGAAAGAAGGACGAGGGAAGUACAGCCCGGAUCAACUUUGUGUUCUGGACAACAUCAAAAUUAACCUGCGGAGGUUCAUUGGCUACCUGGAGACACUGCAAAAGAAAUGAGCGCGUGACUGACGCCGUUCCUCUGCAUGGGACUCUAAGCCUGUGCGCUCCUGCACUUGUAGUUAUAGUUUCUUGGCCUCAGACUAGGGCUGGGAGACCUCCAGUUUAAAUGUUUAUAAUUUAAGCACCAAUCAGGAAUCGCUGAAACUGGCAGGCCAGUUUUGUUACUUUUAACACAGGCAUUUAACCAGCACCACUAAAUAUACUUUGUAGCCAUAUCUAAAACAACUAAAUGAAUGAAAAUUCAUUUCAGAACCACAUGUGUGUGUACGCAUAUAUUAGGUAUAUGUCUGUCUGGGGGGUGCAAUUCAAUACAGUACAAAUGAUAAAAUUAUUAUUUUUUAAAAUAUUCUUACAGAGGCAAUGCAUUUGUAUGUAUCAUACAAAUUUAUCAUACAUUUUUGAUAUUGCUUUCAGUCAAUAUUUUUAUUGUUAGACACGUUGUUGCUCAAAAUCUGGCCAGAUUAAUCAUCACUAGAGGGCAGUAGGGAGUUAGGUGAAAAAAAAAGUAGAGGUCGAGUUAAUCAAUUCAGAUCAAUAGACACAUCAUCUUAACUAAACACUAUUUGGAAAGGCUGCCUGCCCUUUAUCUCAUGUAAAAAAAUGUAUGAUGAAUGGAAACCAAAUGGUCCAAAUUUUACUUUCAAACAUUGAAAAUGAAAAUGUUUUUCUUUCCCAUAAAAAGUUACAAUAUUGGAGAUUUUGUUAUGAUAACAAAGAUUUAACACUUACAAAAAAUGGCCAAAAAGUGUCACUUUUUUUCUCCCAAGUUUUUGUGUCUGACAUGAUUUGAAAAUGUUAAUUUUUUUGGAAAAAAAGUUUUGCUUUAGUUCUGUUUAGUAGCCCUGGUGCAGCUGUGACACUGUUUUGGCAGUUCCUGAUUGUGGCUUGAAAGACAAAUGGCAGUAUUGAAAGUAUAAAAGUGAAUCUUCCACUAUACUAAUGGUGAAUUUCAGGAUGAGUCCUUGUCUCGACAAGGGAUGUCUGUGUACUCCAAGGUCGGGGAAUGUGCUGCUGUGGGGCUCAGUGACUUGAGCAGUUAGCUACGAAAUGCCUGAAAGGAAUGUCUCAGGCUGAACAUUUAUUUAUAAGACAUGGUUAAGAAAGAAAAAUAAGCCCAUCCUCACCCAGUCCUUUUUGCCGCUAUGUUGACCACUUGAAAGAAAAAAAUGUUUUUGUGAGCCAAAUUCUGACCAUUUUGUAAGUGCUUUUGGUGAUCAGUUGUUGAAAGUUGAAAGAUAUUGUUUGCAAUUACAAGAAGCUGCAUUUUUUAAACAGUAACUGCACACCCAUGCACCAUAGCCUUCUCCAUGUUGAAGUGUCUAGGGGAAGUGAGGUAGGGUUUGUUUUCUGGUUUGUGUGUGCAGUCUUAUUCUCCAAAGCAUCCUGUUUAAUUUUAAAUCUGUUUUAUUUGAUUUGUUUUCCUCUUACUGUACCCACUCAAUGAGGACUUAAGUGAUGAGCAUAUAAUAGGAAAGAGGAUGGAGCGGCAAUUAUUUGGAUUAGUUUUCUUGAUAAUCUUUUUCAUUUCUGAAAGCUUUAUUAUUUUGUGAGAAGUUUGGAGUGAAAAUGUUUGCAGCUGAUGCUUUAGAAGAUUAAAGCAUGAGCUUUCUGUGA